UAUUAUAUCGAUUUAUCUGAUCACCCGUAUUUGUAUAGGAAUAGAUCUACGGUGUUCGAGUGUUUUUCUUGGAUUAGGAGAUAUGGAUUUUUUUAUAAAUGAUGUGGGUUUAACUCAUCAUGUGUCAUUUUUUCCGGUGGUUUCGUUUGAUUCGGCGAAUCACUAUUAGUUAAGGUUGUGAGUUGAUAUCCCGGUGAUUUUCUGUGAACGUGCGUGGAAAUCGGUUUGUGAUUACGCGUAUGUUCAAGGUGACAAGAAAACUUUGCUUUGCCAUAAAGUGGAACUAGAGCAGUUUCCCGAAAUUGAUGAUUCAAAAUGGUUCAUCCCUAUGUUAUAUCAACUCUUCUCUCACUCACAGCCCUCGCAGGGUAUGUAGCUGCAACUUAUCAAGUGGGCAUAGGAAUAUACGACUGUACAGGGCCAGCAGCAGGUGUAACCUUCAUGGGAUAUGCAAAAUCCAAACAAAUCGGUUGUGGGAUACACCUCAGACAAUUUGCAAGAUCGUACAUUAUUGACGAUGGAGAAACUAGAGUUGCAUAUGUGACUGUCGAUACCUGCAUGAUAUCACAUGGUCUGAAAAAAGAGGUGCUGAGUAGGCUUAGGAAGAGGUUCAACGGAACGUACGGGUACCAGAAUGUCAUACUGAGUGGUACCCACACUCACAGCGCACCUGGGGGAUAUAUGAUGGAUAUGCUCUACGAUAUACCCGAUAAAGGGUUUGUUGGGGAGACAUUCAUGGUUCUAGCUGAUGGUAUAACUAAAGCUAUAGUACAAGCACACACGAAUAUGGUUGAGGCAAGAAUUUUCAUCGCAACUGGUGAAAUAAUUGAUGCUAACAUCAAUAGGAGUCCAUAUUCUUAUCUAAACAACCCAGAGGAGGAGAGAGCGAAGUACAAAUACGACACAGACAAGGAUAUUGUGCAGCUCAAAUUCGUCAGGGCAUCUGACGAUGUUCCAAUUGGUGCUAUCAACUGGUAUGCUGUUCAUCCAACAUCAAUGAACAAUACGAACUGUUUGAUUACAUCUGACAAUGUUGGUUAUGCUUCAAUCCUACUGGAACAGUUCGUUAAUGGUGGUACUAUAGUGGGCAAGGGUCCAUUCGUUGGCGCUUUUGCAUCCACGAACUUGGGGGACGUAUCACCCAACCUCAGAGGUCCGAAGUGUAUCAAUACAGGUGAAGAUUGUGAUUUCAAGACGAGCACCUGCAAUGGAGAGGCUAAAUAUUGCAUAGCUUCAGGACCGGGCAAGGAUAUGGUCGAGAGUACCAGUAUUAUAGCCAACAGACUUUUAUCCAAGGCGAAGGAGUUAUUCAUUCAAAACGAGAAGGAGGAAUUGACAGGUCCUGUGAGGUUCAUCCACAAGUUCGUUGACGUACCGAAACAGAAGAUUAAAAUAAGGGCAGCUAACGGGACGGAAAUUGAGGUUCGUGGUUGCACACCAGCCAUGGGACAAGCCUUCGCUGCCGGGACUACAGACGGCCCUGGAGAAUUCGAUUUCCGGCAAGGGACCAAAUCUGACAAUCCCAUCUGGAAUUACAUAAGAGAUCUGAUAUUCCCGCCAUCCGAGGACGUUAAGCAGUGCCACAGUCCCAAAGAAAUCCUCAUUAAUUCCGGAAAGAUCAAAUUUCCAUACGAAUGGCAACCUGAAAUCGUAGCCACACAACUAGUGAUGAUCGGACAGGUAGUUCUUGCAGCUGUUCCAGGGGAAUUCACCACAAUGUCUGGCAGGCGUUUGAGGGCAACUGUCAAAGACAGCAUCGUAAGAAACGGAGGUCCUGCUAAUGCCAGAAUCAUCAUCACAGGACUCAGUAAUCUGUACACUAGUUACAUAGCCACAUUCGAAGAGUAUCAGAUCCAAAGGUACGAAGCAGCUUCAACAAUAUUUGGACCACACAGUUUGGCCAUCUACCAAAGCGUCUACAGCGAUUUGGCCGAAGCGAUGCUGAAAGGGGAAGAGGUGCCACCAGGACCUAUCCCACCGGAUUUCCGGUCUCAACUUAUCUCUUUCACGCCCCCGGUGAUCUUCGACGCUUCGCCCAAAGGCGCCCACUUUGGCGAUUGUGUCCAACAACCGCCCGAUGAAGUGAGAAUAGGGGAGACCGUUUCUGCAAAGUUCAUUUCUGGCCACCCUAGAAAUAACGUGAAGCAGGGUAAAACCUUCCUGACUGUUGAAAAACAACUGGAGAACAAAACAUGGCAAAUUGUAUACACUGACGCCAACUGGGAAACGAGGUACAAAUGGAAGAAGACAUGUCUGUUUAAAGGGACAAGUGAAGCGACAGUAGAAUGGGAUAUAACUGGGGAUGUAGAACCGGGUACUUAUAGGUUGAGACAUUUCGGGCAUUAUAAGCUGAUCAUUGGUGCCAUAUUACCCUACAGUGGAACUUCUAAAAGUUUUGUCGUUACCAAAUAGAUAUACAGUAAUCCAUUGAAUGAAAUAAGUCUGAGUUAAGUUUAUAAUUUGUAUAUAUUAACAAGUUCAUGAUUAUUUGGAUGUCUGGAUGUGCCUUCUGAGUGUUAAGUUUUUGUAUAUUGAAUUCUUGCCAUAUUUCAUGAGAGAAAAUGCAUAAUUGUUAAUUAUGACUGAAAAUAAAAUAAAAAUGAUUCUCCCA
Molecule: messenger RNA, 2611 nt
Organism: Coccinella septempunctata (seven-spotted ladybird)
Lineage: Eukaryota; Metazoa; Arthropoda; Insecta; Coleoptera; Coccinellidae
Product: neutral ceramidase
Exons: 14
Coding region: 316-2412 (698 amino acids)
Biological process (GO): long-chain fatty acid biosynthetic process; sphingosine biosynthetic process; ceramide catabolic process
Cellular component (GO): extracellular region
Molecular function (GO): N-acylsphingosine amidohydrolase activity
Source: RefSeq, a predicted model, not a curated record